AUGGAGAGCCUGCUGGAGAACCCGGUGCGCGCCGUGCUCUACCUGAAGGAGCUCACCGCCAUCGUGCAGAACCAGCAGAGCCUCAUCCAUACCCAGCGCCAGCGCAUCGACGAGCUGGAGCGGCGGCUGGACGAGCUGAGCACCGAGAACCGCAGCCUCCGCGGGCAGCAGCAGCAGCCGGCCCCCGCCGAGCCGCCGGCGGCCCCCGCCGAGCCGCCCCAGGGUCCCCCGCCCGAGCAGCCCUCGCCGCCGCCGCCGCCGGGCCAGCCCGACCCGCUUCAGCACCACCAACAGCUCCCGGCUCAGCCGCCGCUGCCCGCGGGCAAAGCGGCACCGGCGGGGCCCGGCGGCGGCGGGCGGGCUGCCGGCCACCAGCACCCCGCGGCGCAGCCCCACCAGCACCCCGCCGAGAAGGACGGCAGGGACAAGGGCUGCUGCGCCGCGCUGCUCCAGCACAAGACCCCCCAGGCCAUCGGCAAAGGCGUCCUGAGCCGGAGAGCGGAGAAUGAAACUGUUUUACACCAGUUCUGUUGUCCAGCAGCUGACACAGAGCAGAAGCCUUCAUCUCCAGACUCCUCACCAAGUGACGAUCCCAGCGGUUCCACAAGCAAGAAAGCCGGGUGUGAAACGGAGGAUCCGAAGGAGGCCGGCAGACAGAGUGGCCAGGAAGGCAGGUCCGACACCCUGACGCUAAAAGCCCAGCAUGCGGAGCUCCAAGAAGAGCAGGCAGCGGGGUGUUCCCCUCUGGUGCAGAAGGCGAGCCUCCACCACACGGGCUCCCCAGUGAGAGUGCAGCGCAGCAAAGGGACGGCCUCGUGUUCCCACGCGGCUGCUUCCGAUUAUGAGCUCUCCCUUGACCUAAAGAAUAAACAGAUCGAAAUGCUAGAACACAAAUACGGCGGCCACCUGGUGUCUCGCAGGGCAGCUUGUACCAUCCAGACCGCAUUCCGGCAGUACCAGCUCAGCAAGAACUUUGAGAAGAUCCGCAACUCCCUGCUGGAGAGCCGCAUGCCACGCCGCAUCUCCCUGAGGAAAGUCCGCGUCCAGAACUCGGAGAGCUUCUCCGCGGAGAAAGCCCUGGUGGAGGGGUACAACUUCGUAGGCAUCCCACUGGUGAGGUCCCCAUCCUUGCCAGCCACUAUCAGUGGGGCGCUAACUGAGCUGGAGGACUCCUUCACAGAACAAGUUCAGUCCCUGGCGAAAUCCAUCGAUGAUGCCCUGAGCACCUGGAGCCUAAAGACCAUGUGCUCCCUGCAAGAUGGGGGCUCGUACCAGAUCAGGGAGACCUUCAGUGCUAGCUCCAUGCAGCCAAACCAAGACUUAGAGGCUGAGCUACAGGAUCAGGAGAAGGAGGAAGGUCUCCUGCCAGAUACUCUACCGAAGAGCAGCAGCACUCUCAUGAUGGCUUUUCGAGAUGUCACCGUUCAGAUCGACAACAAGAACAUCUCUGUCUCAUCAUCUACCUCGGUGUCCAUGGCAAACUGUCUCAGCAGCAGCAACCAGGCUGGGCUCUCUCCAGCUACCAAGGCUGAAGAAAGCCCAGGAGAAGGGGAGGGAGAAGCCAGUGAACUACUGUCUGCCCCAGAGAGCUUACCUGAGAACAGCCUCACUUCCACUGAGGUGGAUGUCAGUACUAAUGGCACAGGGGACAGCAGUGCUGAGCCGGAUCAGAUGGCGAUGCAGAAGCUCCAGUUUGAUGCAAGCAAUGAGGCGGGACAAAGCAAAGGCCUGGAGUCUGAGAAUGCAGACAACUCAGAGCAGCUGAGCAGCAGCAGCACCUCCACCUCAGCCAAGUCAGCCUCUGAGGUGUCCUCAAAAGAAGCCCUGCAGGCCAUGAUCCUCAGUCUCCCGAGGUACCACUGCGAGAACCCAGCCAGCUGCAAGUCCCCCACACUUUCCACAGACACCAUGAGGAAACGCCUUUACCGCAUUGGACUGAACCUCUUUAAUAUAAACCCAGACAAAGGGAUCCAGUUCCUGAUCUCCCGAGGCUUCAUCCCAGACACCCCCAUUGGGGUGGCACACUUUCUGCUGCAGCGGAAGGGCCUCAGCCGCCAGAUGAUUGGGGAAUUCCUGGGCAACAGCAAGAAGCAGUUCAACAGGGAUGUUCUGGACUGCGUGGUGGACGAGAUGGACUUCUCAGGCAUGGAGCUGGACGAAGCCCUGCGGAAAUUCCAGGCCCACAUCCGUGUGCAGGGCGAGGCGCAGAAGGUGGAGCGGCUCAUCGAGGCUUUCAGCCAGAGGUACUGCAUGUGUAACCCAGAUGUAGUCCAGCAGUUUCACAACCCGGACACCAUCUUCAUCUUGGCCUUUGCAAUCAUCCUCCUCAACACAGACAUGUACAGCCCCAACAUCAAGCCUGACAGGAAGAUGAUGCUGGAGGACUUCAUUCGCAAUCUGAGAGGGGUGGACGACGGUGCUGACAUCCCUCGGGAGCUGGUGGUGGGGAUCUAUGAGAGGAUCCAGCAGAAAGAGCUAAAAUCUAAUGAGGACCAUGUAACUUACGUCACUAAAGUGGAGAAGUCCAUAGUUGGAAUGAAAACGGUCCUGUCGGUGCCCCACCGCCGGCUGGUGUGCUGCAGCCGCCUGUUUGAAGUGACCGAUGUGAACAAAGUGCAGAAGCAGGCAGCUCACCAAAGGGAAGUCUUCCUCUUCAAUGACCUGCUGGUGAUCCUCAAGCUUUGCCCGAAGAAGAAAAGCUCCUCAACAUACACAUUUUGCAAGUCAGUCGGCCUGCUAGGGAUGCAGUUCCAUCUCUUUGAGAAUGAGUAUUACCCCCAUGGCAUUACACUGGUGACUCCAGUUUCAGGCUCAGAGAAAAAACAGGUACUACACUUCUGUGCUCUGGGUGCUGAGGAAAUGCAGAAGUUUGUGGAAGACCUGAAAGAGUCAAUAGCAGAAGUGACAGAACUGGAACAGAUACGAAUUGAAUGGGAACUGGAGAAACAGCAAGGGACAAAGAAUCUCUCCUUAAGGACCAAUGGAGCCCAGAUGGAACUGCAGUCUAAGCAAGGCUCUCCAACAGGCAAGAAGGAUUUGGGGGAGAAGGUCUCGGACAGCACAGUGGAGGUGUCAAUUCACAACAGGCUUCAAACGUACCAGCACAACUCCGCCCUGGGGCCCGAGAGUGGAAUGCAGCCCAGCAUGCGUCUUAACAUGCCACGGGAGCAGCUGGAGACAGCACUGGCGCCCUCGCACCCCGCCUCGGCGGGGACACUUGUACAGUGCCAGCAGAUUGUCAAAGUCAUUGUCUUGGACAAGCCGUGCCUCGCUCGGAUGGAGCCGGCCCUCAACCAGACUCUGACACGCUAUGUCACCUCCGACGCCUGCACCUCCACCCCCUGGCGCGGUGUGGGCAGUGGGCUCCCUGGGACCCCCAUGAAGCUGGUCCAUCAGCCUCCCCUGCCACCUCCACCCCCUCCCUACAACCACCCCCACCAGUAUUGCCCCCCCAGCUCGCUGCUUCAGAGGCGCAGGUAUUCCAGUGGCUCACGCAGCCUCGUGUAGCCAUACCACCAGCACCAAACAGCACAGACUUCCUCGCUUCCCUUCCCCACCACCUCCCAGGGACCCUUUCUGCCUAUAGAGAUCUAGUUUGUGAUUUAUUUUUUAGUAAAACAAGAAUGAAAAAAAAAAAAAAAAAAAAAAAAAAGCCAACUGACCUAACUCUUACCCUUGUCUCUCCCCUCAAGAUGAUGCUAUUUGUGAGGAGCCAUCUCUAGAAACUGCCAACCUACAUGCUCACACAUCCUCACACCCUGCCAGCCCAGCUGGCUUCUGUGCUCGUGUUGUCUCCAUGUAGCACUUUGCUGCCCUGUUCCUCAGAGGCUUGAUGACCUGCUGCUUUCUAGGCACCGUGUCUUCCAUUUCCUACUCCUCAGCUUCCUUUCCCUCCUUGCAUUUAUCUGGCCAUAGGUUUGUACCCACCCUGAAAUUUCGCCAGCCUCAGAGAGAAAUGGACUCACCUGUGCCAUACCUUGGGACGUUCCUGGGGGUGGAGUUCUCCCUGCCACUAUCACUGCCACCUGCUAAGCUGGAGUGAGAACUUGCACCACUUGCCACGCUUCCUCCUCAUCGCUCUCCAAGUAUUAUCUCCUUGCAGCAGCCGGCUCCAAAUGAAGGAGUGCACGAGUGGAAGAGAGCUUGAGAGGAGGAGAGACUGUCCUGAGCUGCAGUACAAGUACACAAAGAUGGCCUCACUGAACACCAAAACUUUUUCUGUUGUUAUGAUGGAGCAUUGUACCAGAGACCUCUGAUGAGACCUAGCAGACCUCACCACAUGUAAAUACACCUAUAUGGUAGCAUAUGUAUGCGCAUGCUUACUAAGGAAACACCAAGCAGUUCUGAGGGAGCAGAAGGGAGGGGUUCAGUCCAGGGAUCUUCCUGGAAUGGAUGUGUACUUUUCCAAAGAGACAGCACCAAGGUGCCCUCCCACCUCAACACACACACAAACACACACACACACACACACACACACAGAGGAGAUUGCCUUCUCUAGAACAGACUCACCUCUGCUUUCCUUCUUCUGGCUGGUUUUGUGCUUCCUGCCCACCUGCAUUUUUGUAUUCUGAAAGCAAAGCUGAGUGUUAUGUUCACCUUUUAGGGUGGGUAUUCCAUUCACUUGGGCUCUUCCACCUGUGCUAGAGGGAAGGGACAUUUUGGAGACCACUCAUGUGAGGUCCCUUCUGUAUUUCUUGCCUGUACCUCUUACCCCUAUAUUCUUACUUCCUUCAGCCCUUCCUAUAGGAAAGCUACCUAGAUACCAGACUCCAAGGCCUCUUCUCUCUCCCUCUCUAUCCCAGCUUCAAAGUGAGAGGAGGGGCAGAUCCUGAGAUAGAGAUGACAGCUCAGCUCCUCUGCUUUAUUGGGGACAUUGAUGUGAAGGAAGACAGCAUUAAAAAUGGGCUGUGGAUGUAUUUUUAGAAAAAAAAAUCUCUUUGUGCAGUAGGGAGGGGAAGGUAUUAAUUAGCUUAAAGGCUUUGGUCUCACUCACUCAUUCUAGCUCCCUUCAAGGUUUAAGAAGAUCGACUUUAGGAUUCUAAAAUAGGACAGAAUGCCUUUUAGGGCCUUUAUUUUUAUUUUAUUUUAUGAGGGAAAGACAGAAAUGCUCUUCCUUCCCGUGCAAGGCUGAGACAUGAGCACUGGGUGCUGAUGAUGCAAUGGUAGGGUAAGGAAUGGCAGGAGUUGUUGCCAGUGGUGGGGAUGUGCAAAAUGUCAGGAAAAGGGGGACAGCAAAGACAGAUGCAGAAAACUUUUUUUAACCUUGGGGGUAAAAGCCACACAGCAAUUUCCUUAGGGAUUGUGCCAGUAUGCUGAUCUCUGGGGCCAUUGCCAGUGACAAAAGCCACAGUGCAUCAGGGGUGGGCUUGGCUCCCCUCAGUGCUCCCUGGGUGCUUGAUGGCUGUGCUGGAAUGUGCAGGGAAAGAGUUCAUACAUGUGACCUGGAGUUAGGGAAACAGACAGGGGCUGGAGUGACAGGUCUCCUGCACUUAUCCAGCCCUCCAGGGCAGAAGCCUGCUCACUUCCAGGUCCCCCUCUAUCUGAGCAUGACCCAUGGACCCAGCUGUGCCAAGAGGUCUGACUUGUUUGCUUAGCUGGGCACCAGGCUGCCACUUCUAUCUGCAAUAGCAAAUGUACUGACUGGGAGCCCACAAGCAGAGCCUCAGGGAAGACUGCAGAAGCAGAUGACAGAAAAGAUUGUAAGAAAACCCUGAAUAGAAGCCCAGUCUCCCUCCAGACCAGAGAAGCUUACUCCUAGCCAGCCCCAGAGGGCAGUUUGGAUGCUCUGCAUCCUGAACUGGGUGCUGGGAGAGGUCCUCACCCCUGUGCAGGGCUCAGACCCUCACCCCCCCGCCAGCUGUGAGGCACAGCUGGCCUGGUCUGCUGCUGACUCCCUUCAGGGUGACACCCUGCUGCCUCACAGCAGCCAGAACCUCAUCUGAGCUGCCCAUAGCUUCCCAAGGAGCAUGUGUGGCAUCUGCCAUUUUCGGUCAUGCAGUGUGUAGCUGCUGUUGUUUUUGCUCACUGCUGCUGUGGAAUGGGUGUCCAGGAGGCACUGGCACUGUCCUCCCUUCCCAGUAGUUAUUUCACUGUCUGAGAGGAACAGCAGUACUAGUUUGGGUUUUUUUUCCAGAGUGCAGUGAGCCAAUUAAGUUCUGUGUGUGUGUUAAAAUAAAUAAAUUAGAUUUUACUUGACAUUUAACACAAAGUGACAACGGCAAAAAAUCUUAAGAUACUUGAGGAAAUAAUUUUUUUAGAUAAAAUAUUUAUAACAAUGCCUAUGAAGUUCCUACACAAGAUGUUUGCUGCUUUAAUAAUUGAUUGGGAGAGCUACAAGGAUCUAAAGAGGAAAUCAGGAAACUGCUUGAGACUCCCUUCUCCACGCUGGAUGCAGGGUAGAAGUGAGUGAACUGAAGUGCUGAGGUACCUGAGGCAAAGUAUUCUCUCAGGGCAAGCUGGUUCUGUUUCCCUGACCUUGCAAAGGCUACUGCUGGCCUUGAGCUUUGGACAGAGAAGCAAAUGUAGAUAACUCUUGCUGUCUUCUGGCCUGCUGGCUACCACGUCUUCUGUUUGGUUUAGCUGGAGAGGCACAUAACGACUCUGUUCCAGGUUGUCAUGGAACAGGUUGGUCAAAAUUCCACUGUGGAGCCGAGCCGUUCAGACUUCACUUCAAAAUACAGAUUUUAUUUAUUUUUCCCUUUGAAGGUUGGUCUCGAAGGAUGACAAGCACUUUAAAACAUAUCUGCACCUCGUCUGAUCUAUUGUAGUGUCUGCUCCUGCAGUCCUCCCACAUGCCAGCGAGACACACAGAGUCAGUGUAGCUGUACAGCUGGGAGCAGAUACCCUUGCACACAGACUGACAGGGUGCAGGCUAGAAGGGGCAUCUCAGCGACAACCUAAUGAAGGACAAAACGUGUACCACAGCCCACCUGGAGGGACCAGCCCAAAGAAAAAUCACCAGCUCUUGACAGCAGGGAUUCUGAUCAUGAACCUAGCACAAUCUUUCAGGUGGAGGAGUCAGACAGGGAGCUGCUGCAGAGAUUAACUCAACCCAAAUGAACCAGUGUAUUUUUGCUGCCAAAUUCAUGACCUUCUAUAUUAAAAAGGAGCAAGGGGGAGAGAGAAAACAGAAACCUAGUGUUCUGCAGUGAGUGUUGGGUAGUCAGUGGCCAAAUGAGAAGGUGGCUUUGCUGAACAGUAGGAGAGACUGAGCUGUGUUACAUCAGGCUCUAUACUGACUCUUGCUCAUGCUGGUGCAGGCCCAGUGAAAUUAAUCUGUUUGCACUAGUAGCAAAGGGAUGGGAAAAUGUGACAGGAGAAUUGAGCCUUGCAAACAAUUUGGGUUUAAUGCAGUGCUUUUCUGCUGCCACAGUAAUUUUUAAUGCCAUAGUCUUGGCUGCUGGGCUAGCAACACUUAGUGCUCUCACAAGGCUUUCAAAGCAUCCCACUGUUCACAUUUUCUCUCCUUCCUGUAGAUGAAAGGUGAGGGUAUGGUCCACAACUCGAAUUUCAUCAUUACUCGUACUGAAAGGUACCACCAGAUUUGGAUGCAUUUGAGGGCCCCCAAGCCAAAAGUGUUUGAGUUUUGUUACCUGUUUCUCAGAAGGCUCAACCUGCAACUAUGUGCACAUGUUUCUGAGGUUUCCAAAACCAAUCUGAGCCCUAAACCAAGGAUGCUGCUGCUUGGCGGAGUCUCUGCUUUGAAAUGCAAGUUGCUGAGCAAACUCCCCCCGUGUCCCACUCCACCAGCUGCCUCACUGUGCUAGUGUAGGCUCCAGGGACUGCCAGCAGUGUUUUGUGAGCUAGAGCCAUCCUUGUCCUGCCCUCUCAUUUGCAGCCAUGCCUGGGACAGCAGCUUUGAAGUCACCCAGCUCUUCAACACUAGUCACAACCCCAUCUGAAUGUGUCUUUUUAAAAAUCUAACAACAGAAGUGUUACCUGUGCGUAGGCUUUUGAAAGCACCUGUCUGUCUGUACCUGUCUCCUGCUGUAAAUAUCACCAACAAAAGCUUCCUUUGGGAAAAGUGGUGUGGUCACACCUAGCAAAGAGUCCAAAUGGCUAAUAUUUUGUAACAAAACUAACAAAAAUAGAUCAGAGGUAUUUUAUCUGUUCAAUCAAUAGAGUUUUAGAAAUUAUAUUGAGAUAAUGUCA
This is a messenger RNA of Vidua macroura (Pin-tailed whydah), 8151 nucleotides long. RefSeq names its product IQ motif and Sec7 domain ArfGEF 3 (gene IQSEC3). Gene Ontology annotation, molecular function: guanyl-nucleotide exchange factor activity; protein binding. Bases 1 to 3507 code for a protein of 1168 amino acids. The record is from RefSeq and is a predicted model, not a curated record. The transcript has 14 exons. NCBI's taxonomy places the organism in Eukaryota, Metazoa, Chordata, Aves, Passeriformes, Viduidae. Gene Ontology annotation, biological process: actin cytoskeleton organization; regulation of ARF protein signal transduction.